This is a messenger RNA of Portunus trituberculatus (swimming crab), 3006 nucleotides long. Its product is annotated as histone-lysine N-methyltransferase, H3 lysine-79 specific-like. Bases 149 to 2746 code for a protein of 865 amino acids. Lineage: Eukaryota; Metazoa; Arthropoda; Malacostraca; Decapoda; Portunidae. The record is from RefSeq and is a predicted model, not a curated record. The transcript is spliced from 5 exons.
ACUGUUCUUUUUGUAUUGAGGUAAGGUGAGGGCAUGUCCACAGGCAGCAGUGUGAGGCGGUGCAGCACAGGCCCUGGUGUCCAUGGUGGUGUGAGGCAAGGCAGGUUGUGGAAUUCUACACCUUCAUGCUUUUUACAGUACAGAGAGCAUGAAGAUUUCUUGGCCGCAUCUCACAAGUCGCCUGGUGCUGACGGUGCUCCUGCUGCUCACCACUGCCUGUUGUCAUGGGGCACCAAGCAAUCGUCCACAUGCCACCAAGAAGCUUCUCAGAGAUGCCAUAGUGGAGUACAAGAUCAUCAUGGAGUACCUGGCCCGCCUCCUCCACGCUGCUGAAACACACGGACUAUCCACUACCACCACUACCACCACCAUCACCGCCUUCCCACACUCCACUGUCAGACACAUCCCAUACCCUAUAAAAGUCCAUCCACUCUUUUCUAAUCAUUCCUCUGUCCCUUAUGUUUCCUCCAAAUCCACUCCUUUGCCUUCCACCUCCUCCACAUCAUCAUCUCUUCCUUCUGAACCAGUCCCUCUGAUCUUCACUACAACGACACCGAAAGUUUCAUUUACAGGCACUGCGUCUUCACUACUCAUCCCUCCUCCUGCCUCCAUACUACUUGUGAAUCCUAUCAGCUUAUCAUCAUCAAUGCCUUCCAUCAACUCAACACUGCUUGCCCUCAUCUCAGCAUCCACUGAACCUUCUACCAUUACACCCAUGCUAGGUGAAUCCAUGACCUUCUCCUUCUCUUCUGUCUCCAGUAAACUCCCCCAAUCAUCUCGUGCUGUCACCUCAACUGCUUCCUCUUCCCUUGCCAUGCAUCCACACACUAACUCACCCAUCUCCACAGCCUCUCCUUCUUCCACCAGACUUGCACAUCCACAAACUUACACACCCACUCUGACAUCUCUUGCUGGACCAAUAUUGCAUUCACAGACUCACUCACCCAUCUCAGCCAAUGAAACUCACAACUCACCCACAUACCCAUUAUUCAGUCACUCACCUCCUGCCUCUGCCUCCCAGUCCUCACCUAAUACAUCAAGGGGUCUAGAAGAUGCAACAGAAGGUGAUGAGACAAGGAUAACCAGCAAGGAAGCAAUCCCCUUUCAUUACAAUAUUCCACAGUCUGACUCAAGAAAUGCAAGUGAAUAUAGGAGCAAGUACUUUCAGAAUAUCUUGGGUGAUGAAGAGGAUAGCCUAGGAGGAAUGAGUGAACCAGGGAACAGGGAGGAAGAAGAAGAGAAAGAGCAGCAAGGAGAUAUAAAUGAUGAUGAAAUAACAGCCAGUGAUAUGGAUGAACAAAGCAGAGAUAGGUUUGUUAAUAAUAGGAGGAAGAAUGGUGAAAAGAAUGUGCUUGAUAGAAAAGAAGUGAAUGCUAAGAAAGUGAGCUUACAUAUGAAAGGAGGACAUGAAGAUGAGAUAGUGACAGAAGAAGAACAAGAAGAGGAGUCAGAGAGUAGUGACGAAUCUAAUGAAACUGAUAAGAGUACAAAUGAGGGCUUGGGGAAUGAUAAGGCAUUGUUUGAGAUGAAGACACAGAAUGCAGGAGAAAAAAGUGGAACAGAGAUGAAAGAUGAAGCAAAACUCAAGCAUAAGAAGAAAAGGAAGAAAGCAUCACUAUAUAACCACCAAGAUGAUGAUGACUCACUAGAUAUCAAGAAAAAAAUAAGAGGAAAGCUGAAACAUAAGGACAUUUCAGAGAGAACAUCCCUAAUGCAAAAAAAGACACAAGUGAAAGAGAAAGACAAUGAUUACACAGAGACAGAAUCACAACAGAUCAGGAAGGAUAAAAUUGAACUGGACAGAGACUCAAUGGACACCAACCCAUCAGAGGAGACAAAUAAUGACGACAACAACCACCACACUCCAAACACUGCCACCAACUAUGAAAUCAAGAAACGCAGAAGGAUAAAAACAAAAGAAAAAAUGCUUGACAGUGUUUCAAAGAUACGGAAUGCCCGUCAUGUUCUUCAGAUGCUUCCUGCCACCACCACAGAGCCUCCUCCCCACUUCUGUGCCAAGACAACAGCCAAAUCCAUGCAGGGUCUCUGUGCCCAGGUUUUCAGUGUUUUGGUGGGUAUCAAGGACAUGAUGCGGGAGAUGACACAGGAGGGAGUGACGAGGGAAGGUGUCCACACACUUCAGGUGAGAAGAGAGACGCUGGGCAAGGUGGUGGAGGAGGCUGAGGCAGAUGUGACCUUCCCCUCCAUGGUGCAGCAGAAGGUGUUUGUGUCGUACCUUCAUCAGCUGGAGAAGAUGGUGGUGAGGGCCAGGGAGCAGAGUGAGACCAGGCUUGCCAGGGGUGGAGGGCCGACCCUGGUGAUGCUGGUGGCCCUGGGAGUCGGGGGGGGCUUGGUGCUCCUGUGUAUGCUGGUUACUUUAGCUCUUGUCUUGGCUCGUCACCGCCAAGUGCACCGAGAAGAAGUGUGCCGGAAAAUACACACUGAGCACAUACCAAUCCAAAGCUUCCUAAACUCUGGCCACACAAACCCUGGCAUGAGGGAGGACGAGCCUCACACACUACAUUCAGAAUCCAACCCAUGCUCCUUUUCUGGCCAAGACUUGAGCUGUGGGAGAACUCAAGAAGCCCAGAGAUUGCCCAAGGGAAGCUGUACUCUCUCCUCUACCUGUGACUCUGCUGCAAUAACACACACAGCAGCUGAUGCACACUUAAUUACCACUGUCAAGCAUGGUGUAAAGGGUCACUUUGUUCAUUCAGAUCCCAACAUGCAGAACCAUAAAGGGUAGGAUUACAGUGUGUGUGUGUGUGUGUGUGUGUGUGUGGUGUAAUUGUUCAGUCUAUCCUGGGUGUAAAUUGUAUAUGUUUACCUGCAUAUCUCCUGUUUAGUUGCUUUGUUUUGUAAUGAGUGGUAGUCUUUCUCCAUAUUGAGCUCUUAUUGAUUUUCUCUCUAAUAAAUGACCAUGAAAUGUGUCUCCUACUUCCUUCUCUCUCUCUCUCUCUCUCUCUCUCUCUCUCUCUCUCUCUCUCUCUCUCUCUCUCUCUCUCU